Molecule: messenger RNA, 5685 nt
Organism: Cornus florida
Lineage: Eukaryota; Viridiplantae; Streptophyta; Magnoliopsida; Cornales; Cornaceae
Exons: 2
Coding region: 223-5553 (1776 amino acids)
Biological process (GO): response to oxidative stress; lipid biosynthetic process
Molecular function (GO): heme binding; catalase activity
Source: RefSeq, a predicted model, not a curated record
CCACUGAAAUCAUAUUGCUGGGAUAGGAUUCCCAGAGAGUUAGAUGAAUCACCAGGAGUGGAAUUCGCCGACUUAUCUACCCUGGAUGGAUAUUUGAAGCACUGGGGAAGCCAUAGAAUUACUCGAAAUAAAACACUCUAUUCUUGGAUUAAUGAAGAAGGGGAUGUGGUGUACCAAAGGACUUAUGGAGAACUUCAUGCCAAUGCUUCUUGGAUCGCUCAAAUGCUCUUGAGAAACCAGAAACCUGAUAUAAAGUUUGGUGAUAGAGUUCUCCUGGUCCAUGUCCCAGGUCUAGAUUUUGUUGAUGCCUUUUUUGGGUGCUUGAGAGCUAGAGUAAUACCAGUUCCAGUUCUUCCUCCGGAUCCACUUCAAAGAGGCGGACAAGCUCUUUUGAAGAUUCAAAAUAUUGCUCAAUCAUGCAAUGCAGUGGCAAUUCUGUCGACCAUUGGUUACCAUUCUGCUGUUCGGGCAGGUUCUGUGAAGAAUUUGAUUUUGUCGGCUGGUAAAAGUGGGAAGUCAGCUCGCUGGCCUAAUCUUCCAUGGUUACACACAGAUUCUUGGACCAAGAACUCCAAAAAUAUGCUUGCAGAAGAUAUGGAAGAUCAUUCUGAACCAGCAGCAGAUGAUCUGUGUUUUCUUCAAUUCACAUCAGGGUCGACUGGUGAUGCUAAAGGAGUGAUGAUUACUCAUGGAAAUCUCAUUCAUAAUGUGAAGUUAAUGCGAAAGAGAUACAAGAGCACGUCGAAGACAGUACUAGUUAGCUGGCUUCCUCAAUAUCAUGACAUGGGAUUGAUUGGGGGACUUUUCACAGCUCUAGUUAGUGGGGGAACUGCGAUACUAUUUUCCCCAAUUACCUUCAUCAGGAACCCACUCUUGUGGCUUCACUCUAUGAGUAAAUACCAGGCUACUCACAGUGCUGGCCCCAACUUCGCUUUUGAACUCAUGGUUAGAAGACUGGAAUCCGACAAAGAUAAGGCUCAGAAUUAUGACCUCUCUUCCAUGAUCUUCCUCAUGAUUGCUGCUGAACCAGUGAGGCAAAAAACUCUGAAAAGAUUUGUUGAGCUCACUGGUCCUUUUGGCCUUUCCCAAGAGGUGAUGGCUCCUGGUUAUGGAUUGGCAGAAAAUUGUGUGUUUGUUAGUUGUGCAUAUGGAGAAGGGAAGCCCAUCUUGGUAGACUGGCAAGGAAGGGUCUGUUGUGGGUAUGUGGAUCCUAAUGAUGAGGACAUCGACAUCAGAAUAGUUGAGCCGGAAUCGGGUGAAGAGCUUGAAGAAAUUGGAAAGGAAGGAGAGAUAUGGAUCAGCAGUCCAAGUGCAGGGAUUGGGUACUGGGGCAGGGAGGAACUGAGUGAGAGAACCUUCAGAAAUAAGCUUUUGAGCGGUAAGAAAUACACAAGAACUGGUGAUUUGGGACGGAUAAUUGAUGGCAAAUUUUUCAUUACCGGAAGAAUCAAAGAUCUUAUCAUUGUUGCUGGAAGAAACGUUUACUCAGCCGAUGUAGAAAAAACAGUUGAGAGCUCAUCUGAAGUCCUACGUCCAGGUUGUUGUGCUGUCAUUGGGGUUCCUGAGGAAAUCUUAUCAACCAAAGGGAUAUCAGUUCCAGAUGGUUCAGAUCAGAUUGGUUUGGUUGUAGUUGCUGAGGUUAGAGAUGGAAAACCUGUUAGUAGAGACAUCAUUGAGCAAAUUCAAACCCGAGUUGCAGAAGAACAUGGGGUCAGUGUGGCUUCCAUUAAGCUGAUCAAGCCCAGAACUAUCAGUAAAACAACAUCUGGAAAAAUUAAGAGAUUUGAAUGCCUCAAACAGUUUACUGAAGGAACGCUGAAUUUAGUUCCUGAGCCAAUUAUUUCAAAAAGAUCACUUGUUCGUUCUUUCACUACCGGCACAUGUAGGGAGGGAAAAACACCUCGACCUCAGUUGGGGAAAGGUGCUCUUCCACCAAGGCCCAGAUUGAGUAACAAAGAAAUUGUAGAGUUCCUAAAGAGGCUGGUUUCGGAGCAGACAGGGAUUGCUGUUGAUAAUAUCUCUACAACUGAGAACCUGGUAAGCUAUGGGAUUGAUUCAAUUGGAGUGGUCAGAGCAGCUCAAAAGCUUUCAGAUUUUCUUGAAGUGCCAAUUGGGGCAGUUGAUAUUUUCACUGCAACCUGCAUUCAAGAUUUGGCAUGCUUCUCAGAGGAUCUUGUCAAGAAGUCCCAACCUCAACAUAUGACCAUUCCAUCUUUUCUUCCAGAAUCUGAGACUGGUUCUGCUGAGUUGGUAACUGAAGUUUCAAUAUCUCACCAAUUGCAUAUCUGGCUAUUGCAAUUUGUUGCUCUUAUUUAUGUAUCAUCGAUGCUGAUCCUUCCUGCAUAUCUAUCAAUUUCUGCUUUUAUGGACUUGAUUUCUUCCAGCCAAACUAUGAUCAAAGUCAGUCCAUGGUUGGACUAUAUGAUUUGCUUAGCUCUUGCACCUCUUGCUUGGAUCCUUUGCAUAGUUUCAACCUGCAUUUGUAUUGCUUUGCUUGGGAAUUCAUUCCUUCAACCAAAUUAUGCUCUGACCCCUGAAAUCUCCAUCUGGUCGACUGAUUUCGUUAAAUGGUGGGCACUUUACAAGGCUCAAGACGUUUCUUCAAAAGUUAUGGCAGUGCAUUUGAGAGGAACAGUUUUCCUGAAAUACUGGUUUCAGAUGUUCGGAGCUAGGAUUGGAUCAUCAGUUGUGCUCGAUACUGUUGACAUUACAGACCCAGCUCUUGUUUCCAUUGGGGACGGGGUUGUGAUUGCAGAAGGGGUUUUGGUCCAAAGCCAUGAGGUGAAGAAUGGAAUCUUGAGUUUCCUUCCAAUUAGAAUUGGCCGAAAUUCUUCAGUUGGUCCUUACGCUGUGAUCCAGAAAGGAAGUGUUGUAGGAGAAGAGGCUGAAGUACAAGCAUUGCAAAAGACAGAAGGAGACAAGCCUAUUUCCAGAUCUACCAAGGUCAACAACGUUCGAAAGCAUGCUGUGCUGUCAGAACCUCCCAAUGAUACUCAACUUGAGGCCUUUUACCACUUCAUGGGCAUCUACAUGGUCGGUUUACUCAGUUCUCUUUCAGCAACUAUUGUUUACUUCCUCUAUAUCUAUCUAACUCAGAGAAUGCCUUCUUUUCAACACUUUGCAUUUAUCUGCAUCUCUGGCGCUUUCCACUGGUUUCCUUUCACCAUCAUUGCAUAUGCCACUAUGAUUGCUAGCACCGCCAUUACCCCAACUACCUUUUCUCUAUCAGUAGCCAUUGCUUACCUAGCUCAUGGCCUGAUCCUGACCUUACUCACCAGCACUUUGACACAUUUUCUGGCCAGAAAUAAAGAAACAAAACAACCCCACCUGAUAACUUGGCUUCGCCACCGCCUUCUCAUUGCCUGCCAUCUUAGAUUUACUAAGCUCCUUUCUGGAACAGAAGCCUUCUGCAUUUACUUGAGACUCUUGGGUGCAAAAGUUGGAAAACAUUGCUCCAUCAGAGCCAUCAACCCAGUUUCGGACCCACAACAGAUUUCAAUUGGUGAUAACGUACAUUUGGGUGAUUUCAGUCGAAUCAUUGCUGGUUUCUAUUCCUCCGGUGGAUUUAGAUGUGGGAAAGUUGAAAUGCAGGAUAAUUCAUUAGUGGGAAGUCAAAGCCUAGUCCUCCCUGGUUCAGUUGUUCAAAGAGAUGCUAUUCUUGGUGCACUUUCAGUUGCCCCAAUGAAUUCAGUUCUCCAGAGAGGUGGUGUUUAUAUUGGGUCUCAAACUCCAGUCAUGAUAAAAAACACCAUGCAUGCUUUGGAUGAGAGGAUUGAAGAGAUGGACACAAGAUAUAAGAAGAUAGUUGGAAAUCUAGCUGCAAAUCUGGCUGCCACAACUCUUAAGGUUAGAUCAAGAUAUUUCCAUCGAAUUGGUGUCAGCGGGAAGGGAGUUCUAAAACUGUAUGAUAACAUCAAAGGGUUGCCAGAUCACAAGAUCUUCUACCCUGGAAAGACUUAUCCUGUCACAGUUCGGCACAGCAAUAGCUUGAGUGCAGAUGAUGAUGCAAGGAUCGAUGCACGUGGUGCAGCAAUAAGAAUACUCUCACAAACAACAGCUGGGGAUGAGUCUUCACUCCUUGACUUGACACUGAAAACAGGCAAGGCAUUCUAUGCACGCACGAUUUCUGAUUUUGCAACAUGGCUUGUGUGUGGGCUAGCUGCAAGGGAGGAACAUGUGAAACGCAUCCCUCAUGUGCGCGAUGCAGUGUGGACUUCCCUCUGCCAUGCCAACUCAUAUACCGAGCUGCAUUAUUACUCAAACAUAUGCAGGCUCUUCCGCUUCACGGAUGGACAAGAGAUGUAUGUGAAGUUCAAGUUGAGGCCUUUUGAUGAAAAGAUCAGUGAAGACUCUGGAAAGGUGGAGCCUACGAGUAUUCUCCCUCCGGAAACAGGCGCAAUUCCUAGAGACGCUAAUGACAACAGGCCAUUACUUUUCCUCGCUGAAGAUUUCCAACAACGAGUAAACUCCCCUGAAGGAGUUCGCUACAUUUUCCAGUUACAGUUUAUGCCCGUACCAAGUGAGGAAGCCUGCCAAGACAUUGCACUUGACUGCACAAAACCAUGGGAUGAGAGGGAGUUCCCCUUUGUCGAUGUUGGGGAGAUAUUAAUCAAUCAGAACCUCACCAAUAAAGAGUCAGAGGAGCUGAAUUUCAAUCCUUUUAUCCGAUGCCACGAGGUGGAUGUCAUACGGGCUACAUCAUCCUCACAGAGUGCUUCAAUUGAUCACGGCCGUUCAUUGAUCUAUGAGACUUGCCAGCAUUUGAGAAAUAGGGAACCACUUCCAGAGGCCUGGAGGAUCUUCCUAGAGCAAUCGGACGUAAAAGUGGAUCUUUCCGGCUGUCCUAUGGCAGCAGCAUUAAAGAAACCGGAUUCUGAAAAGGUGACACUGGCAAGAACUUGGUAUCAAACUUCAUGGGCCAUUUUUGUUCAACCAUUACUACAAACAAUUCUGCCUUAUUACCUCAUGGGGUUAGUAAUCUUUGGCCCUUUGAAGUGUGUACUUUACUUGAACACCAUGAAGCAUCCACUGCACUGGUUGCUUCCUUUGCUUUGGGUAUCUUCAGGGAUUUUGGCUGCAUUAGCAUGUGCUGUGACCAAAUGGAUUUUGGUGGGAAAGAAGAAAGAAGGUGGAACUGUUUUGUUGUGGAGUAAAGGGGUGUUUAUGGACACAAUAUGGCAGGCUUUUAGGACAUUGGUUGGGGAUUAUUUCAUGGAAAUGACAAGUGGGUCAUUUUUGUUUGUGGUGUGGAUGAAGCUCAUGGGUUCAGAGAUUGACUUGAGUGAGGGCGUUUAUGUUGAUAGCAUGGGGGCAACUUUGAAUCCUGAAAUGGUGGAGAUUGAAAGGAAUGGGUGUGUGGGAAGGGAAGCUCUGCUGUUUGGACACAUAUAUGAAGGUGAAGGAGGGAAAGUCAAGUUUGGGAAGGUGAGGGUUGGAGAAGGUGGGUUUGUGGGGAGUAGAGCUGUUGCCAUGCCUGGGGUGACCCUGGUGAGUGGGGGCAAUCUUAGUGCUCUCUCUCUUGCCAUGAAGGAAGAAAUUGUUAAGUCAAGGUAAAGGUUCAUUAGUUAAUUUGAAAACCAGUUGCCCCAUUUGGAUUAUAAUGUAAUAAUACUUGUUUGGCUGGUCUAGCAAAUAAAUCACCAGCUAGCAUUAUAAUUUUUAUAGAAAAAUCAGUAUUUAUUGAAA